Capsicum annuum is the source of this 739-nucleotide messenger RNA. Its product is annotated as protein cornichon homolog 4-like. NCBI's taxonomy places the organism in Eukaryota, Viridiplantae, Streptophyta, Magnoliopsida, Solanales, Solanaceae. Gene Ontology annotation, biological process: vesicle-mediated transport. The record is from RefSeq and is a predicted model, not a curated record.
UAGACAAAUCGAGUAUCCUAGUUCCUAAGUGAUACUCUAAUGUAAUAUUUGUCGCAUAAUAUCAAUUAUUAUAACCAAUUUCUUUUUAAUUCACAAAAAAAACCACAUUUCUUUCAAGAAAAUAAAAAAAGCACUCAUAUGUAAUGAAUUAGUAAUUUUUUGAUUCCUUUUUCCCGGAAGGGUUUUUUCUUCAUCUGCAGCCAAAGCCUUGGUCACACGGGUCAAAGUUACGAGCGAGACAUAUCCACCCAUCCACCCACCCACUCAACUGCUCUGGCUCCGGCUCCGGCUCAAAAGUGGAUCGUUAGUCGUUCCCUGGGGCUUGAAAAUUGGAAUCUCCUUUUAUCGUACGAUUCGUUGCUUGCUUGCUGCCAAUCAACUAUUAAAGAAAGCACUGGGGGCGCAUCACGCACCUGGCUGACCCUAUUAAUCCUCUUUUUCAAUCCCAAUUGAUUGUUUGCAGUUAUUAGUAAAAGAAGAGAAAGAUGGGUGAUGUUUGGGCAUGGCUUCUCUUCUUCUUUAUUCUCGUUGUUCUCCUUGUUAUGCUUGUUUUUCAGCUAAUGUGCUUAUCAGAUCUAGAGUUUGAUUAUAUCAACCCAUAUGACUCUGCAUCUCGUAUUAAUGGAGUUGUUUUACCUGAGUUCAUCACACAAGGAGUUCUGUGCUUGCUGUAUCUGAUAACAGGGCAUUGGUUCAUGUCGCUUCUAUGUGUUCCUUACAUGUGCUACAAUUAUAGAUU